Messenger RNA from Cynara cardunculus var. scolymus (artichoke), 2802 nucleotides. RefSeq names its product CRM-domain containing factor CFM3A, chloroplastic/mitochondrial-like. Bases 1 to 2610 code for a protein of 869 amino acids. The record is from RefSeq and is a predicted model, not a curated record. The transcript has 9 exons. NCBI's taxonomy places the organism in Eukaryota, Viridiplantae, Streptophyta, Magnoliopsida, Asterales, Asteraceae. Gene Ontology annotation, molecular function: mRNA binding. Gene Ontology annotation, biological process: RNA splicing, via transesterification reactions.
AUGGCUUUGGUGCCCACUCGUUUAGACUCGUUUCACAGCUCAGUGUACAAGCUCCAUGUCUCCACUCGCCUCCAUUCCCUCAGGUACUCCUCUUAUAAUCCUUUCAACAAACACAAAGUCAUUGCAUCUUACGAGAGUAAUUCAGCCAAUUUAAACCGAACCCCCCCAAAGAAGUCCAAAAUUGUUCUUAGAAACAACAAGAAUGAAGUGGGUUCGAUUGCUAAAUCACCGAUUUCACAGUCCAAACCUGAUAGUGGUGGUUGGUUGGAGAAAUGGGAUGACACCCACAAGCAAAAUUGGCCUAAACAGGCUGAAACAGUGUUUAAUUAUCGAUAUAGGGAUGACCACGAGAAUUCCGAUUAUGGAAAUAGUUAUGAUAGUGAUAGUGAUGGUGUACACGCUAGUAGCAGUGGUAGUACGAUGGAAAGAAUUGUGGAGAAAUUGAAGAAAUUUGGGUAUGUUGAUGAUGUUAAGGAGAAGAAAAAGAUUGAAAUUGAGAAGGGAUCAAUUGAGGAUAUAUUUCAAAUUGAGGAAGGGGUUUUGCCGAAUGCAAGAGGUGGGUUUUCGCCUGAAUCACCUCUUGGUGUUGAAGAUGUGUUUAGGGGUAGUAAUGGGAAAGUGAGAUUUCCAUGGGAGAAGCCAUCACCUGAGGAUGAAGAGAAUAGGAAUUCAGUGAGGCAAAAAAGUAAGACUUGUGUGGCUGAAUUGACACUUCCAGAGGCUGAGUUAAGGAGGUUGAGGAAUUUAGCUUAUCGGCUGAAGAACAAGACUAGGAUCACGGGUGCUGGUGUUACUCGAGAAAUGGUGGCUUUGAUCAAGGAUAAGUGGAAAUCAGCAGAAGUUGUGAAGCUGAAAAUUGAAGGAUCGGGUGCACUUAAUAUGAGACGGAUGCAUGAGAUAUUAGAGAGGAGAACUGGCGGGUUGGUGAUUUGGAGAUCUGGAAGCACGGUUGCUCUCUAUAGAGGCGUAGGAUACAUAGAUCGAUCUAUAAGACAAAAGAAGCGUGAAUAUAACAAGGAAAUAUCCGAAAGAUCAUCUUUUUCUGAUCCUGAUUCUACAACUGGUUCAAUGGACGGUUUACAAGGCCAUGAGGACAACGAAGGUACCGAAUCAACAGCAGAAUUGGACUAUGAAAAAGAAGUGGACAAACUCUUAGAGGGGUUGGGGCCGAGAUACACGGAUUGGCCAGGAUGUGAUCCCCUACCCGUGGAUGCAGAUUUACUCCCAGGAACAGUCCAUGGAUACCAACCACCUUUCAGAAUACUUCCAUAUGGGGUGAAAGCUACACUUAUAGGAAGGGAGGCUACUAAUUUACGAAGGCUAGCAAGAUUUCUCCCUCCACAUUUCGCUUUGGGUAGAAGCAGACAACAUCAAGGUUUGGCGGCGGCAAUAGUUAAGUUGUGGGAAAGGAGUUCGAUUGCAAAGGUUGCGCUAAAACGUGGUGUCCAACUAACUACAAGUGAGAGAAUGGCUGAAGAUAUCAAGAAAUUAACAGGAGGCAUACUUCUCUCUAGAAACAAAGACUUCUUGGUGUUCUACAGAGGAAAAGAUUUCUUGUCACCAGAUGUUUCAGAAGCGUUACUAGAAAACGAGAGGCUGGCAAAAUCUUUACAAGACCAAGAAGAGCAAGCGCGGUUGAGAGCCGCGACUUUUCUCAUACCGAGAGUUGAAACACAAAACCACUCAGGAUCCGCUGGUACCCUCAGUGAGACUCUCGAUGCAAAUGCUAGGUGGGCGAAAAGACUGGAUGGUAAUCACAAACAAAAAGUGCUUCAAGAAGCGGAGACACUUAGACAGGCCAACCUUAUCAGAAAGCUCGAGAGGAAGCUUCGUUUCGCUGACCGAAAGCUCAUGAAAGCCGAACGAGUCUUAUCAAAGGUGGAGGCAUUUCUAAAUCCAGUCGAUAAUCCCGCAGAUCCAGAAAGCCUCACUGAUGAGGAAAGAUUUAUGUUUCGGAAGCUUGGUUUAAGGAUGAAAGCUUUCUUGCUCCUUGGUCGUCGUGGAGUGUUUGAUGGUACAGUGGAGAAUAUGCAUCUUCAUUGGAAGUACCGUGAGUUGGUUAAGAUCAUUAUAAAGACGACAGACUUUGAGGAGGUUAAAAAUAUAGCAUUAUCGCUUGAAUCCGAGAGCAACGGUGUAUUAGUGUCGGUCGAUAAAGUUUCCAAGGGAUAUGCCAUUAUUGUGUUUCGGGGUAAGGAUUAUAGUCGGCCUUCUUCACUAAGACCAAAGAAUUUGCUAACGAAAAGGAAGGCUUUGGAACGUUCGAUUGAGCUUCAACGACACGAGGCUCUUAUGAAUCAUAUUUCGACUUUGCAUACUAGAAUCCGCAAAUUGCAAUCUGAAAUUGAACAUGUUUCAACUGUAAGAAACGAAGGAGAUGAAGAGUUAUACGACAGAUUAGAUGCGACAUAUUCCACCGAAGACGAGGAUAGUGAGGACGAAGGAGAAGAUGUCUACCUUAAUUCAUACGAUAGUGGAAACGACACAGAAGAUGAAAGUGAUCAUAAUCCUCAUUUGGAAGGUCCAGAAACAGAUUCUUCUGAUCAUCAACUAGUCGUUUCUGGUGCACUGUACUUGAGAAUCGAUGAAGGGCAUACACGAGAAGAUUGAUUUCGUAUGCGUCUAGUACGUCUUCCGGAAAGCUCGUUCAUCAACAACGUAGAUCAAGUCAUGUACUAGAUUAUAUCAUUGUACAUUGGUACUAUGAUUUUAUAAAGAUUGUCAAAAUUCUUAGGUGAAAAUGAUUGUUGGAGGAACUAAAUUGGUGUAAAUAUUUUGAAAACCAAUUAUUCAUGAAUUAUU